GCUCCGAGGAGGGCCGCAAGCUGCUCAUGGUGCAGUGCAGAAACGAGAGGACGCAACAGAAGUUCCGGUACACGGCGGCGCGCCAGCUGCUGCACCUGCGCUCGGGGCUGUGCGUGGACGCGGGCGGCGAAGCGGGCGCCGACGCGCGCGCCGCGCCCUGCCGCGCCGGCCGCGCCGCGCAGCUGUGGCGCCCCGACUUCUGCGAGGACGACGGCUUCCGCGGCGCAGGUGACGGUGCGCUCUCCGAGCAGCAGCUGGCGCUGCAGAAGCUCCGCUCACAGCGGCGCCUUUCGCGGUCGCUCAUGGCCUACGACGAGGAGAACAGCGAGCGGCGUCACUCGCGCAUGAAGAAACGACACAGGAAAAACAGGUACAGGAAGCACGGCAAGAUGAAGCGCUCGCACGGGAAGAUGAAGAACAAGUUUAUCCUGAAGCUGGAGCGGACGCUCGCCAACAGGACCCCGGAGCACCUCGAGGUCGACAUCCACUGCAGGCACCAGCGGCUCUUCCCCAACAACAGCUUCGUCAGAGACCUCGUCACGAUACUUAACGACAAAAACAUCAAGGUGAUAAACAACGGGCGGGUGUUCGAGCGCAACCGCGUCACAGAGGUCGGCAAGGACUCUCAGACCGCGAGGCAGAAGGAAACCAAGGUUCUGGAGAAGAUGGACCUCCCGGGCAGCGGCCUGAGCGGCGCGCUGAACGUGGCGCCGCCGCCCCCCGCGGCCCCCGCGCCCGCCGCGCCGCAGCCGCAGCCCAAGAACAGCGUCGCGGGCGCGGCCAAACAGUGGCACCGCUCCAAGAAGCGUAAGCUUAAAGAGGCUCGUCAGAACGCGGCGUUGAGUUCGCCGAUGGGUGUCGGGCCUUCUCCGCCAGUGGAGACCGGGAACGCCUUGGUCGCGCAGGAUUCGCCUAUGGACAUCACCGGAGGCGGAGGUGGUGCUGAUGGGGACAAGAAGAUCAUCAUCGAAGACUUUGUUGAGGUCAAACCGAACGUCCUUAACGAAGAGCCUGUCAAGCGCAACAAGAAACGCAAACACAAGCCGCUCCCUCCGGGCCUCCGGCCUCCCCCGGAGCUGCCUCCCGGCCUGCUGGCUCCGGUCGCCGGCGACGCCGCCCCGCUCGACGACGGCCCCCUCUCCGACAACCUCGAGGACUUCGCGAGAGAGGACAAGCCUCUGCUGACCUUGAUCAACCAGAAGCGGCCCAACAUCGAAAGUCGCACCAAAGCUAAAACGCACGACUACGAGGACGGUGACGGCCGAUACUUCGACGACGCGCCCAUGCUCAACAGCGAAGUCGACAAGCGCGGCGACCGCGUCGGGCCCGUCGGCACAGGAGUCGCCGACGACGACGCCGACGCGCUGGAGAGUUUGGACACCGAACACGAGGAGUGGCCUUUAGGCGAGUCCCGCUACCGCGCGGGCGCCAAGGGCGCUGGCCGCCACGGGGGCCGCGACGCGCGCCGCCGCCCCGCCGCCGCCGCGCGGAUGCAGUGCAACGUAGUCCGACUGUCCCGCUCGACGCUGUGUCUACCGACCUCGCGAACGCCUCGGGCCUCGGCUCGGUCCGCCCGGCCCGCGGCCCUCGCAGACGCCGAGAGCCGCCGCGGCCGCCGCGCCCGCCCCGAACGAAGACUCGCCUUCGCAUUUUUUAGCUUGUACGGGUCGGCACGGUGA
This is a messenger RNA of Hyposmocoma kahamanoa, 1679 nucleotides long. RefSeq lists its product as uncharacterized. The transcript is spliced from 12 exons. The record is from RefSeq and is a predicted model, not a curated record. Bases 27 to 1679 code for a protein of 550 amino acids. NCBI's taxonomy places the organism in Eukaryota, Metazoa, Arthropoda, Insecta, Lepidoptera, Cosmopterigidae.